This is a messenger RNA of Purpureocillium lilacinum, 675 nucleotides long. RefSeq lists its product as uncharacterized. Gene Ontology annotation, cellular component: cytoplasm. NCBI's taxonomy places the organism in Eukaryota, Fungi, Ascomycota, Sordariomycetes, Hypocreales, Ophiocordycipitaceae. The record is from RefSeq and is a predicted model, not a curated record. Gene Ontology annotation, biological process: N-acetylglucosamine metabolic process.
AUGGGCUCCCUCGACCCCAUCCCCUACUGGCAUUACAACGUCCCCGAGGCCGACCGGACGCCGGAGUGCCCUCCGUUCCUCCUCAACCUCAGCGACAAGGACCGCCGCAUCGUCGGCUCCCCGGACUCGUCCUUCACCCGCCUCACCUGGGCCCAGGUCCGCGCCCUCAUCGCCGCCAACGAGCUCGAGCGCUUCCAGCGCGUCCCCUCCCAGCUGCGCCGCUACAAGGCCUACACCCACCGCCAGGCCGCCGCCUACGGCUCCGUCGCCGCCUUCAUCCUCGGCGAGCGCCUCCGCUGGCAGGAGCCCAUCGUCGCCCGCGGCCUGCCCUUCCAGCACCCCGACGACGACGUCCGCAUCAUCUUCAACGACUGGCCCUACGGGCUCGACAAGCGCAUCGUCCACCUCGUCGUCUGGACAAAGUUUGAGCUCGAGUCGGAUCCCACCACCGGGGACCUCACCGACAAGGCCCGCGCCGCCAUCGACAACUACGUGUCCAAGACGUUCCGCUCGCGCGUCGCCGCUGACAAUGUCUCGUGGUUCAAGAACUGGUCCGCCCUCAAGUCGAUUCACGCCGUCGAGCACUUCCACGUCAUGCUCUUCGACCCCGACCCUACCUUCAUCCACGAGGUCACAAACGGCGACGUGCCCCAGUGCGAGAUUUCUGAUGUGUAA